UUUUUGAUAGUUCGAACCGCAAAAACUGUAAAAGAUUGUUCGUUCUAGUUUGUGUUUAUACGGAAAAUAGAAUUUAAAAAUUUAGAUUUCAGUCACAGCCGAAUUAUUGUGUUUCAGUGUGGUUUUAAAGUUUCAGCACAAUGGCUUCCGAAGCACCUCCUCCCGUUGACGUGACAGAUAUCGAGUUCAAGUUGAACAGCAAAUUCAAUUUGGUGAACCAGGUGUUAACGGAGAACAGAGGAAAUCUAUUGGCUGCUGCUAGUGCGUAUGGAUUGGUCAUCGUCGGAGGCUCCGAACCGAAUCUAAAAGUUAUUCAACUGUCUCGAAUCGUCAGCGACAAAGACAAACCGGCUGUACCGACAAGAUCGAUUCCACUGCCAGUGCCGGCACAUUCAAUUGCACUCAGUUGUGACCAUUCGAUGUUAGCUGUUAACUUCAAACAAAAUGAAUUAGCCUUCGUGACCGUCUUUUCCGUGCCAUCGUUUCUAUCCAACAACAUCAAAAUAAUUCACCAGAAUAUUCGGCUUUGUACUGACGAUGGUGUCACCGCUUCUCAGCUGUUAUGGAAUCCAGUGUUGCCCAACACUUUGGCUAUUUGUCUAAGUAACAAAUCACUUUUGGUAUUCACCUUUAAGGACCAAGGAUACGAUUUCUAUUCGAUUGACAAAUCGGAGCAAGUUGGGUGUGCGUCAUGGAGCCCGAAGGGAAAGCAAAUAGUUGCCGGAUUUCCGAACGGAAAAAUUGCCCAAUACAAACCAGACUUGAAAUUGGCACGAACAAUUCCAUGCAUUGUGCGUAUGUACAACACAACAUGGGAUGUGAUUGCCAUACAGUGGCUGUCGACAUAUCAAUUUGCCGCAGUUAUGCUACCGAGGGAGGAGAAUGCUUAUCCCGCACUGUACAUCGUUUAUGCGCCAAAGAACGGCACUCCAACCUACACCAGUUACAAUGACGUUUGCUACAGUCAAUCAGGUCCGCGAUCAACGCAAAUUAUUCUCUCGCACAUUCUGCCAUGGAAUUUGUUGCUGGUCAUUUCUGCCAACAGUACCGAAGUUGGCUUACUCGGAACUACCGAUACGGGCGACAAUCCAUUGUGGAAGCAAUAUAUCACGCUGGACGCAGCUAGAGCUGAACUGCCAUUGUUCAAUAACAAGGACGAAACGUUUCCAUUAGGAAUGGACAUAGACACGGGAGUGACGCAUCGGAUUGUCGUCGAUGAAAAUGAAAUACCUGUGAUGGCAAUGUUGCAUCUGUUCUCCACCCAUGGUUUUCUGAUUUCAUUCAACAUUCUCAAUAAGACACCGAACUGUCCAUCAAUUAAUUCCCCGCCACAAUUGUUGGCGGAUACGAGUGGCAUUGGUAACUUUACAGUGGCUAUACCAACGACAGCUGCACAGCCGAAUGCAUCGCCACCGAAAAGCGAUAUAAGCUUUGCAUUUCCUGCAUCGGCUGCUGCGACGUCAACACCACGAGCUCCGCAGAAAACCACUUCCAUUUUCAACGCAAAUGAAGCACCCAAACCAGAUGGCAACCUUUUCCAAAAUGCCGCUCCAGCCGAACCACCAAAAGCCUUUUCGAGUUUAUUUGGUGGUCAGACAACGAUUCAACCGAUUUCGUCGUCUCAGAGUGCAUUUUCCUUCGUUCCGAAAUCCACUGAACCACCGUCUACUAACAGUCAGCCAACGCAAGCGAGCGUAUUUGGAGUUGUGAAGCCUCAAAUUCCUGUCGUUGCACCAGUGAAACCGAACGUAAUGCAGUCGACGAUCGAUCCGGUACCAAGGCCGGACAACAAUAAGCCAUUUAUAACGGUCGCACCAACUUUCUCCCAGCCAGCGCCAACGAAUGUUAUCGAGAAGGCGACGAGACUGCAGCCGACUGAUGACAACGUAAUAAGCGACGACGACAUAAUCCGGAAAAUGAUUCGGGAAGAGGUGCAAUCGUACGAGUCGCUAGCAAAAACAUUGCUGAAACGUUGCAAAAGUCUUGAAAUCAACAUUGGUUCGAAGGAAGAAUCACAGAGCAUGAUGAAGGAGCUGAAGGGAUUGCAAGAGGUGAGCGAUCAGGCGACUGAAAGUACCGAAGCAUUGGCAAUGGACAUCCAAUCGCUGAAGGUGUCAUUGAGCGAGACGUAUUUGAUGAUAGUCGAGUUGAAGAGCAAACAUUCGAUGCUGAAUGACGCAAACUACUCACAGCUGAACGACUCGAACAGUAUGAGUCACACCAGCCGACGUCAAUUGGAAAAGUUGGAGAAAUUGUUAGCGGUCAAUGAAAAUCAGUAUCGAAUUGUCAGCCAGCAGAUCAAUGCUCACUGGUCGACGUAUGAGGAAAAUAAGAAGAAAACCACAAGGGCCAAAAUGCAUGUGCCGACGCUGGAAAACAUUUACCAAACAUUGACGAAGCAACGCGACAUCGUGAGCAGACAACGCAUCAAGAUCAAUCACAUCAAAUCCAGGCUGGGUUACAAGGACAACACAAAUCCAUCGAAAAAGAUGGCUGAAGUGAACAUCAACUUGCUGACCGAUUCAAUGGUUACAAUGUCUCUGUGCGAUCAAGUCAAAUUAGACACUGAACGAUUGUCGACGGAAAAACUUUCCUCGCUUCGAGAUAUGCUGAAAACUCGAAAGAUCUUGCAAAUUACACCAAAACGGCCCGAGCGAACUGGUUUGAGCUCGGAGGUUGUAUUGGAAAAGAGGAGGGCACAAGAGAAGAAGAAAGCGUCAGCACCUAGAGCGGUUACGACACCCAAACCUGUCAACGUUCAACCGACCCAAAAGCCAAUUCAGUCGAUCGGGAACGAUUUUCCACAGAGUAUUGUUCCGGAUACAGGUUUCCAGCUGUCCAAAUCAACGAGUAAAACUGAGUUCUCAGGUAUAACAAACGCUGCCAAAUCUAACUCCAAAGUUGCUCCUAACAACUCCUUGGGCAUGCCUUCGACAACGGACGCUAGGUCGGAAAUUAUUGGUUUUGGUAGCGCUGCGAAACCUAUGGACAAGACAGUUAAGAGUUCCACCGAAAAUAUAGUUCAACCGUUUAGUGCAAAACCGACCAUAGCCUUUGGCGGUACAUCCAUUACAAGCGACAAACCGACAAUAGGUUUUGGCAGUACGACCGUCGCUAGCGAUAAACCAGGAAUGUCUUUUGGCAGUGGCCUUUUCAACAAUCUGGGAACCGCUUCAUUCGGUGCAAGUAACACUCAACCGUCCGUAUUGUUCGGAUCAACGCCGACGCCAAUUCCAUUCGGAUCGCAGACAACAAACACGGCCUCAAUCCUGAAAAAAGUAGAUUCGACCAAGCCGGAGAAAACGUCUGCACCGAUCGAUGCUACUGUACCGAAACCGAUCACAGUUACUAAGACCGCAGACAAAGAAAAUGUUCACAAAAUUGAAGUUCCUAAGCCUGUGCUCGGUGGAUUGACUCAAAGCAGAAGCGAUACUGUGCAGAAACCGACACCAAUUCAACCGAUCUCGUCAAGUUUUGGUAUUGUGACGUCUGCACCUGUCGUCGCGAAUCCGACUUCACUGACUAUGCCAUUUGGAACCACUGCCACUACGAAAGAGUCGGGUGCACCGUUCAGCACAAUAUCUUCUGGUCAACCGAAUGAGGCACCCAAGAUAUCGUUUACGGCUGCAUUGCCAGCUGCUCCAAUACAAUCCAACGCAACAAACAAUGUUCCAGUCAGUACGACUGUAAGCAGCUCUAGUGGCACAGAUUUCUCAUUUUCUUUGGAUAAGAUGGGAAUUACACCGAAAACAACAGCCGCAACUGGAAGUGCUUUGCAAAAGCCGCUGUUCAAUUUGGAUCCGAAAAUUCAGACUACUGUUGCUGCUAGUAGCGAAGACGCUGAAAAGCUACUUGGGAGUCUUACUUUCUGCAAACCAACAACCACCACCACCACCGACCAAGCCAAAACCACUGCAACUGGUGGAAACAUUUUCUCCAUGUCAUCGUUCACAACGCCAACCAAGUCGGAAAACGCAUCAUCAAUUUUCGGUGGAAAUGCAGCAAGCUCACCGUUUUCAAAUUUCGGGAGCACAGUUUCAACAGCACCAAAUACCCCGACCACUCAACCUUCCGUUUUCGCAUCCUCUUUCGCAUCGCCAAAUGUAACCGUCACUAGCGCAUCAGCGGAUACUUCGUCUACUGGAAUAUUUGGUAAGACCGAUCAGCAAUCACCUUUCGGCCAACAGAAAACAAAUUCGAUAUUUGGUGGGGCUGCUACCACAACAGCGAACAGCUUAUUCGGUGGUACUGUCGCUGCCACACCAUCGACGAACGUAUUUGGUGGCAAUGCUUUCGAAACUGCAUCGUCCACAUCGUCCCCAUUCGGUGCGACUGCGAAUACAUUCGGAACACCAACAUCGGCCUUUGGUGCAACAUCGUCAACGAACACAUUCGGCACACCGACAACGAAUGCAUUCGCUUCAUCUACAUCGACAUCAAAUAUAUUUGGAAAUUCUGCUGCUGGUGGAUUCGCCAACGCUGGAAAUGCGUUCGGUACAUCAAAGUCAAUAUUCGGUGGCGGUGGAUCGACUACCGAACCAACUUCCACAUUCGGUUCAACUGGAGGUAGUCUUUUCGGUGCACCGAAUGCACCAGCGCCAGCACAAACAUCCCCUUUCUCCCAAUCAGCAUCGCAGUCGACCGGAUCACUAUUCGGAGGCUCAUCGUUUGCUGCAUCUCCACAACAAUCAACCGGUUCCAUUUUUGGUGGAGCAUCUGCAUCAGCGACCAGCGGCUUCGGUCAGUCGACUUCGGUUUUCGGUGGUUCAUCGUUCAGUCAACAGAGUUCUCCGUUUGGUGGCGCACAGGCACAGACAUCAACAACCGGUUUCGGAAGUCAACCGACAUUUGGUGGACAAGCAACAUUCGGAGCAGCACCAACUUUUGGCAGCCCGAAAAGUGGUUUCGGAUCGUUUGCCAACGUGGCCAAUACUUUCGGGACUUCACCGACACAACAAAAUUCGCUAUUUGAAACGUUGGGUUCAAGUGAUACUGGCUUGUCGUUCGGGAAUAUUGCGCAAAAUUCUAAUGCUGCUAACAGUCAGAAAACGGCAUUCGGAGGAGGAUCUUUCUCGACAUGGCGCUAAACUGAAGGAUGAGCUGGAUACGAAGGGUGUCAAUUACUAAACUCAAUGCACAGAAGUGGUUGAAAUAAAUUGAAAUUUGAGUCGAUCAAUUACAAAAGUUGCGUUUAAUAAAUUAACGAUCGAAAAACACAAAAA
Molecule: messenger RNA, 5222 nt
Organism: Bradysia coprophila
Lineage: Eukaryota; Metazoa; Arthropoda; Insecta; Diptera; Sciaridae
Gene: Nup214
Product: nuclear pore complex protein Nup214
Biological process (GO): RNA export from nucleus; protein import into nucleus
Cellular component (GO): nuclear pore
Molecular function (GO): structural constituent of nuclear pore; protein binding
Source: RefSeq, a predicted model, not a curated record